UUGAUUUUGAGCCCUGUUGCAUGGUGCAGGGAUCUUUAAAGAUCAAUAAUCUCCCAAUGCUAUUAACUAGUUAGCCAUCCAUGAUGAACAGUCGAGAUUUUCAUCGAUCUCCCUCCUUCACGGAGCGACUAUCUGGACUGUCCACCGCUUUUAAGAUGUUCCCAUUUAUUCAAACAGGACAACGUAUCCUCCAGCCCUUUUUGGAAAAAUUCGGGUUCUCCGUUCAGGAAGUUACGGAUUCAGUCAAAUUAUUCCUUACGAACGGUCACCCUGCCUUGACCUUCCCAUUUCUUCGGCCUCCAAACAAUAUCCUUAUUGGGUGUGCCAACCUAUUGGGCAGUAAAAGCGCUCCUUUACAAUUCUCGCCACAAAUUUCUCAGUUUUUGAACGAAUCAGUUGGGAAGGAUGUUGUUUACGUUUCCUUUGGACCAUAUGUGAAGAUGAGUGGAGUUUCCUGGUACUCGCAACUCGUAGAGAUUCUUACCGAACUCGAUCUCAGAGUCAUAGUCAAGGUAGAUAAGGAAUUUGAGAAAGAGUUCCCCAAAUCUGUCCUACCUCUGAACUGGGCGCCUCAAAAAGAUCUCCUGAGAUCGGGUAAAAUAAAGCUCUUUAUCAGCCACUGUGGUAACAACGGCAAAAUGGAGACUAUUUAUUACAAUGUUCCUGUACUGUGUAUCCCUCAAUUUGCUGAUCAACCCGUAAACGCUGAGCUGGUCAAGGUGAAGGGAUUCGGAGAGAGUUUGAUGAAGGAGGAUAUCUCAGUUCGAGCUAAAGAAGUAAUCGCGGCAAUGAUCGCUAACCACGGAACUUAUCAUAGGAAUAUGAAGAGAGCGUCUGAUAUAGUUGAGAAUGAGCCGGGGAAUGCGAGGGAGAAUCUACUGUAUUACGUGGAGCAAGUGGCUGAGAUGGGGAAUGUGGACUAUUUGGUGAACAAAGUUGCAAGACAGCAGAGUACGGUGGAGAUGUAUAAUCUGGAUAUCGUAGUUCCUGUGGUUGUGAUUGUUAUUGUUGUUGUGGGGUUCAUUUUAUAUGUGCUGUUGAAGUUUUGUGUUUAUUUUUCAAGAAAAGUUGGCAUGGCCGGUUUCAGGAAGCUGAAGAAUGAGUGAGUGAUUAUAUUUCUAAUUUUUGAUGUUGAAAUCGAUUAUGAGCAUAUUUUUAUUUAAAAAUAUUCAACCAGUUGCUUUU
Bolinopsis microptera is the source of this 1185-nucleotide messenger RNA. RefSeq names its product 2-hydroxyacylsphingosine 1-beta-galactosyltransferase-like. The record is from RefSeq and is a predicted model, not a curated record. Gene Ontology annotation, molecular function: UDP-glycosyltransferase activity. NCBI's taxonomy places the organism in Eukaryota, Metazoa, Ctenophora, Tentaculata, Lobata, Bolinopsidae. The coding region runs from base 81 to 1106 and encodes 341 amino acids. The transcript has a single exon.